This is a messenger RNA of Sesamum indicum (sesame), 3061 nucleotides long. RefSeq names its product DHFS-FPGS homolog C (gene DFC). The record is from RefSeq and is a predicted model, not a curated record. NCBI's taxonomy places the organism in Eukaryota, Viridiplantae, Streptophyta, Magnoliopsida, Lamiales, Pedaliaceae. Gene Ontology annotation, biological process: tetrahydrofolylpolyglutamate biosynthetic process. Gene Ontology annotation, molecular function: ATP binding; tetrahydrofolylpolyglutamate synthase activity. Gene Ontology annotation, cellular component: cytoplasm; cytosol; mitochondrion.
UCGGACAACAAAAAGCACACGCACCAACGCACUUACUGUGCGUGGUCAGUUUUCUUUUGUGAGAAAGAAAUAUGGCAACUCUAAGUGUGAUUGGUAAGUGAGCAGAAUUUGUUCAUGUCAAUGGGCUACCAAGAAUCAAGAUUCUUGAUUUGCUCAAGAGUCUGAAGUUGUUAUGAUGAGUUCCUCUUUGUGCUGAUUUUUAUUGGAUGAGAAUUUGAUUGACCUAUGCUCAAGAAUAAAAACCUUUUUCUGAGGCUGGAGUUAGGUGGCGUCUCAGGCUUCUAUCCGAGAGAACACCUAUUUCCCUCUAAGUUGACAUGUGCAGGCUUUUGCUUGUCUGCUUGCUUGGAUGCAGUUGAUUUAACUGGAGACAGAAGACUGCACUCUCCAGUGCAAAUAGGGAAGAAAGGUUUUGGAGAUAGGAAGCUUCCAUUUCAGGUUCUUGAACCGAUGGAGAGCAAUACAACGAUUCAAGAAAAUGCGUACAACUUGGGUCUUCCGUCCGCAUAUGAUACUGCCAUGGAGACACUUUCCUCUCUCAUUACCAGCAAAAGACGAGGAGAUGGAUCAAUAAGAAGUGCUAAAUAUGACAAAUUGGAAAGGAUGUUGAUGUAUAUUAAGAUUUUGGGUUUGGAAGAACAUAUAGCUGGACUCAAAAUUAUCCAUGUUGCUGGAACUAAAGGAAAGGGUUCGACAUGCACAUUUUGUGAGGCAAUUCUCAGAGAGUGUGGAUUCAGAACUGGACUAUUUACUUCUCCGCACUUAAUUGAUGUGAGAGAAAGAUUUCGUCUAGAUGGGAUGGAUAUAUCUGAAGAAAAAUUUCUACAUUAUUUUUGGGAAUGUUGGCAUCAGCUGAAGGAGAAUCUCACAAAUGAUUUGCCUAUGCCUCCACUUUUCCAAUUCCUCACUGUAUUGGCCUUUAAAAUCUUUGCAUGUGAGAAGGUCGAUGUUGCCAUCAUUGAAGUUGGUCUUGGAGGGAUCAGAGACUCGACAAAUGUGAUAAAGAAUCCUGUUGUCUGUGGUGUUAGUCCUCUGGGCAUGGAUCAUAUGGAAAUAUUGGGAGAUACACUUGAGCAGAUUGCUUCUCACAAAGCUGGAAUUCUUAAGCCUCAAGUCCCAGCUUUCACGGUUCCGCAACUAUCUGAAGCAAUGGAUGUUCUUCAGAAGAAGGCCAUGGAAUUGAAGGUCCCCUUCGAAGUUGUCGCCCCUCUUGAUCAUAGAAAAUUAAAAGGAAAGAAACUAAGUUUGUCUGGUGAUCACCAGUUUACUAAUGCUGGUCUUGCUGUUGCCCUUUGUAAAAGUUGGCUCCAGACUACAGGAAAUUGGGCUAAGCUGUUCCAACAUGACGACGUCGAAGACAACCUGCCUGAGGCAUUUGUGCAGGGUCUUUCAACAGCGCGUCUUUCUGGAAGGGCUCAAAUUGUUUACGACUCUGCUUCGGCAUCUUCUGACACAGCUGGUAGACCUGGAAGUUCUUCAGGUGAUUUGAUCUUUUACUUGGAUGGAGCUCACAGUCCUGAGAGCCUGGAAGCUUGUGCCAGGUGGUUUUCUCAUACUGUAAAAGAGGGGGCGAAUCAAUCAUCAGUUUCAUCAUCCUCUUCAAAGCUUCAAACAGAAGAAGUUUGGAGUAAUGGUCAUGUUCAAGCCGGAAAGAAUGAGGCAGACAAAAUAUCCAAGCAGAUUCUCUUAUUCAACUGUAUGGAUGUGAGAGAUCCAAAAAUUCUUCUUCCGACUCUUGUUGAUACAUGUGCCUCAUCAGGUACUUAUUUCUCAAAAGCUAUUUUUGUGCCGAGUAUCUCAACUUAUGGUAAGGUCACUUCUGGUUCAUCGGAUAUCCCUUUGGAGGACCCUUCCAAGGAUUUAACGUGGCAGUUUAACCUACAAAGAGUAUGGGAGAAGAUAAUUCAUGGAAAAGAUUGCCUUCGCAAGAGUUCAGAGAUGCAAAUUGCAGAGAGCACACCACCCCGCAGAUUCAUUGAUGAGGAUAUGUCCAAUUGCAAACCUUCUGAUGGACAUUUUGCUUGUAGCGCUGUGGUUUCUUCACUGCCGAUGACUAUCAAUUGGUUAAGGGAUUACGUUAAGGAAAAUCCUUCUUUCAGAAUUCAGGUUCUUGUGACGGGGUCAUUGCAUCUCGUUGGAGAUGUACUAAAGCUACUGCGGAGGUGAUCCAAGACAAUCUUGGAGCUCCCAUGGAGAUACUAUCUGCUCCAACUCCAGUGUCAUUUUUACAGCAGUCAAGCAACAUUUUCAGACGGCUAGACCCCACAAUUGUGGGUAAUUUCUUUUAAUUAUUUUCGAGUUUACUUACUUGAGGAAGCUCAAGAUUUUGUCAUCCCUCAGAUUAAGCUCCUCAAAGUUUUAUGGUAAGCUUGAACACUUACCAAGCGUUUCUGUCAUACCAUACAAUUGAAGGAUUACUACUUGGUGUCUCGGUCAAAAUAAUCGAACUCAUUAAUGUAUCUUCUCUACGGAAUGUUGAUAGUAUUCUUAGAUCAAGCAUGAGAUAAGGCUCAAAAAAUGGUUGUAUAUGUAUUAUUCACAAGAAAACAAGAGAGGAAAUUGAAUACUGAAUACUGUAUUGAGAACAGAAUUGAGUUUUUCUGGUAGCAUAAAUCUCAAAGCUUCAUACCUGGUUUUUGCCUGACGGGCAAUAAGGCAGCCUGGCCUUUGAUCAUCUAACUUGUCUAUAAUCUUCUUGGUUGGUUUCGAUUUCGAUCUCCUAUGAUCUUUUUCCAUGUUGUGGAACACCAACGAUCAAAUUAGCAGAAUCUGAGGCAGGUUUUCUUGGAUCAUUGGUAGAAACUUCUGUGGAUUUUCAGAAAUUUUUGGUCUCUGGAAAUAAAGAGGAGGAUCAAAUUGUGGGAUAGAAUCAAGAACAAAAAUGCAGGCCAAAAUCUGGAGAAAUCAGCGCCAGCAGAAGGGCAGGACAGGGAUAUGAAUGGAUGUGAUCAAGGAAACUCAUCCUGUUCUAUUCAUAAAGAUUGAAUUGGAGAGUAACGAACAUACUUUGGAUGAAAGAAAUUGGUCCAACUUCGAAAGCAAGCGUUCUUGGCUCGAAGAA